Molecule: messenger RNA, 240 nt
Organism: Adineta steineri
Lineage: Eukaryota; Metazoa; Rotifera; Eurotatoria; Adinetida; Adinetidae
Source: the annotation of a GenBank genome assembly
AUGUCAACUUCGAACAGUAACAAUGUAUUAUUUAAUGGGCAAUUUGAUGCCCGUAUAUUUAUUGCUAUAUUCGUUCCAGCAAUGUUUUUAUUGAUAAUUAUUUUAACAAUGAUUGUCUUUCUUAUCUAUCGUCAACCAUCAUAUUAUGAUAGUUAUAUAGGUGACAAUGAAACUGAUAAUACUGAUACUUCCUAUUCGAAAUUCGAAAUAUUAUCUCGAGCACCGAAUAGUUAUGCAUAA